CCUAAGCCUGCCAAAAUGGUGAAGGUUGGUGUGAAUGAAUUUGGUUAUAUUGGGCGCCUGGUUACCAGGGCUUCCUUCUGCUAUGCACUUGGCAAAGUGGAGAUUGUUGCCAUUAAUGACCUCUUCAUUGACCUCAACUACCUGGCCUACAUGUUCCAGUAUGACCCCAUCUGUGGCAAAUUCAACGGCAUAGUCAAGGCUGAGAAUGGAAAGCUUGUCAUCAACGGGAAGCCCAUCACCAUCUUCCAGGAGCGAGAUCCUGCUAACAUCACAUGGGGUGAUGCUGGUGCUGAGUAUAUUGUGGAGUCUACUGGUGUCUUCAUCACCAUGGAGAAGGCCAGAGCCCACUUGAAGGGUGGGAUCAAAAAGGUCAUCAUCUCCUCCCCUUCUGCUGAUGCUCCCAUGUUUGUGAUGGGUGUGAACCACAAGAAAUACAAGUCACUCAAGAUUGUCAGCAAUGCCUCCUGCACCAUCAACUGCUUAGCCCCCCUGGCCAAGGUCACCCAUGACAACUUUGGCAUCGUGGAAGGGUUCAGGACCACAGUCCAUGCCAUCACUGCUACUCAGAAGUCUGUGAAUAGCCCCUCUGGAAAGCUGUGUUGUGAUGGCCAUGGGGCUGCCCAGAACAUCAUCCGUGCAUUCACUGGUGCUGCCAAGGCUGUGGGCAAGGUCAUCCCAGAGCUGAAUGAGAAGCUCACUGGCAUGGCCUUCCGUGUUCCUACCCCCAAUGUAUCUGUUGUGGAUCUGACAUGCCACCUGGAGAAACCUUCCAAGUAUGAUGAUAUCAAGAAGGUGGUGAAGCAAGCAUCUGAGGGCUCACUGAAGGGCAUCCUGGGCUACACUGAGGAUCAAGUUGUCUCCUGUGACUUCAACAGCAACUCUGACUUUUCCACCUUUGAUACUGGGGCUGGCAUUGCUCUCAAUGACAACUUUGUAAAGCUCAUUUCCUGGUAUGACAAUGAAUAUGGCUACAGCAACAGGGUCACGGACCUCAUGGUCUACAUGGCCUCCAAGGAGUAA
Molecule: messenger RNA, 1020 nt
Organism: Arvicanthis niloticus (Nile rat)
Lineage: Eukaryota; Metazoa; Chordata; Mammalia; Rodentia; Muridae
Source: RefSeq, a predicted model, not a curated record